GAAUACGAAUAAGAAUACUCCACCGCCAAAACACCUCCCUUCUUUUCCACACCCGUCCUCCAUCUCUGAGAUUACUCUCAGGCAUACACUCUACGUGUAUUAAUGGUGGCAAAAGGGGUUUAAUGAGCAUAAAUCCAAAGCCCCUAACAAACAAUUUUUCGUCUCAGGUCAUCGUUGCCUUUUUCCUCUUAAAUUUCACUCCAAUUAAUUAACACCAGUACAAAUUUGGCAACACCAUGGAUGCACCAUGUACAAUCCUUAACCUCUUCUUUCACCAAAUCUUUGCUAAAUAUAGAGAUAGCUUUGAUCCACCCUACUACAACCAACAAACACCGCUCUCUAUUCAAAAUUUCCUAAUACUAGAAAAAGAGCGAAUGGAGAGAAACGGUUAUGGUAUGCUGGCGGAAAACCCCAUCGCUGCGACGAAGGAAGGUGGCGACUUCACCGCUGCUCCUGCUGAAGUCAGCCGUCGGCGCAAGCCCGUGAUGAAGAAGGAUAAAUGUUUUAUUAAGAAGAAACGGGUGUCCGACAGUGACGAUGCCUAUGUUCCUCCUCCUCUCCCACCAAAUAUUACAGAGCGUGGGAGGUUAGCAUUUCUGUUCUACAAGAAGCUUCACAAAAGUGAUGUCAACAGUAUCGGCAGAAUCGUAUUGCCAAAGAAACCAGCAGAGGCUCACCUUCCUGUGCUCUUAAAAAACGACAGUGUCAUUUUGCAAAUGAAUGACCUGAACACUGGGGAUGAAUGGUCAUUCAAGUUUAGGUACUGGCCAAAUAACCGCAGCCGCAUGUACGUGCUUGAGGGCACAGGGUCUUUCACCAAGAAGCAUGGACUGGAAGCGGAUGACUAUAUACUGCUAUACCAGGAUUUGGUGGAUCAAAACUAUUUGAUUCGGGCUAUUAGAAAUGGUUAUGAAGAAGAAUAUGAAAAAGAAGCAACUGAAGUUGAGGGAAACAAGGCAAUAGAGAAGGAUGAUGCUAAUUUGAUGAAUCAAGCUGUGGCUGGUGGGCUCGAGUUUAAUUAUAAUCUCCCUAACACUGACCAGCCUACCAACUUCCCAAACAUGGAUGGUUAUGGUGGUGAUGGUGGUUGGAGUUUGAUGAAUGAUGAUUGCGACAUCUACUUUAACGAAAUCAUCAACUCAUUCAGUAGUUCAUGGGAUGAUGAAUUCAUGUACCCACCACCGAUUCAACAGAUUACUUCUUUUGAAAACCUGUCCAGUGAGGAUCUCUCCCAGGUAUAAAUGCAUCGUAUGUCUGCAACCCAACCUACUAAAAUAAUCAAUCAGCUUAAGACUCUUUUGUGUUGUGUGGUGUUGUUUUGGACAAUAAUAUCUGUAAAGCACUAGUUUCUUCUUCGUUUAUGAUAACUAAUAAAAGAUGAAAACAUCACAUGAACAAAAACUUCUCCAAAUGUAUAUUGUCCACCCAUUAUUCAUUCUCCAAUCCUGUGUCUUUUCAUCAUAACAAAAACUUCUCAACUCAUGAAGCAGAGAACUACACAACCCAAUCCUCAAUGUUACCCAAAAAAAAAGUCAGAAAUAAAAUAACAACAAUUAAAGUUGAAACGGGCACCACAUUCUAGUGUCCCGAACAAAAAAACAA
Messenger RNA from Lactuca sativa (garden lettuce), 1602 nucleotides. RefSeq lists its product as uncharacterized. NCBI's taxonomy places the organism in Eukaryota, Viridiplantae, Streptophyta, Magnoliopsida, Asterales, Asteraceae. Gene Ontology annotation, molecular function: DNA-binding transcription factor activity; DNA binding. The record is from RefSeq and is a predicted model, not a curated record.